Messenger RNA from Symbiodinium sp. CCMP2592, 3935 nucleotides. The record is from the annotation of a GenBank genome assembly. NCBI's taxonomy places the organism in Eukaryota, Dinophyceae, Suessiales, Symbiodiniaceae.
CUGGACUGGAACACCCCGUCAAGGCCGCAUGCAGCUUUGCAUUGGCAGCUUGAUGUUGCCCUGUUGCAUCAAAAAAUGCCGCAACUCAAGGGUUUCAAGCCUGCGCAGCUCGAUUCACAGCCUUUUCAGCUAAGCACCGUCAGGCCAGAGGUCACCAUCUUAGAUGAGCAGGUUACCGACGAAUUGACACUUGAUUUUGCGGCUUUAAGCUGUGCUGUUGAAAUGUCCGUUUAUGGCCAGGCUCAGGGAAGAGGAGCCAACAUUCUUUUGCAUCGCGCGCCAUUGCCUGUGCAGGGCGCUCCCAAUGCUGGUUGGGGAGGUAAGGCUUCGGCUUUCUGGUGCAGAUUCUUAGGUUGGAUCAAAGCUGUGCGCAACUCGGGUUGGCAUGUGAGUGGUUUCGGGCAGCAAGCAGGAGACCAGCUCAAAGAUGUAUGGUAUGGUGAUGCGACCUCCUUACAGGAUUUUGCCAGCGCGCUUGCAAAUGCCAGUCAACAAUGCGACCCUGCGGCUCUCCUUGCAUUGGAACCUGUAGCCACCGCGCAACACAGGCAUCACACCGAGGCUUUUAAGCAGGCUAACACUAAACAAUACACCAAGUGGCUGAGUGCUGCCUUGGUAAAAGGUAUGAAGCCUUUGUACAAAUGCCUCAAAAGUACGGAAUCCCCUUGUGAUAGACCCUUUCGAAAUCUUUCAUUGCAAGAUAGAGUGUACCAAAGAUGGAAGCAGUGGCACGACAUUUGGUGCCAGCCGGUCACUACGGACCCGCAUUUGUUGGCAGAGGUCAAAGCCAGAGCUAUCGAUCAAGCCAAGCAUUUGCCGCCCAUAAAUUUUGAGAAGGCUGUAAAACUUUUCAAAAAGUUUCCAGCGAAGGCUCCUGGGGCCGACGGCUGGACAGCACAGAUGCUAAACAACUUGAGCGAAGAGGCAGUCCGGGCUGUUAUUGAUUUCAUGCACGCUUGCGAGGCUAGUGCAGAGUGGCCAGCACAGUUUGCCAUUUCCUUGAUAGCCUGCCUGCCCAAAAACACACUCCGCGAGAGGCCAAUAGCCUUGCUCCAUGUGCUUUACCGCUCAUAUGUGCGCCUCCGUUUCUCCUUGAUAAACCAGUGGCAGCAGGAGUAUGCUAAUCAAUGCCAAUGGGACCGCUCCCUGCCGGGAGGAGCCGUACUGGACGUCGCAUUGGGGAGACUGGUCCGGGGGGAGUGUACUCGGCACAACCGGUUACACAUGGUAACGCUCUUUUUAGAUUUAGAGACCUUCUUCGAUCGUUGCCGGUUCGAUGAAAUGUUCCGAACGGGACUCAAGUUGGGCUACCCGCCCAUCAUAUUACACCAGGCCUAUCUGGUUUACAGUGGAGCCAGAUAUCUACAGGCCGAAGGCACGGUCGCACCGGUCAUCAAGGCCAAUACCGGACUCCUGCCAGGAUGCCCUGCGGCACCCUCAAUAGCGAAACUCAUCAUGCCUGAUGUUGCGGCUGAGCUUAGUGUCAAACCAGGAACGUCCAACUUGGAUGUUUGGAUAGAUGAUCUUAGUCUUGAUACGGUUACCGCAGCUCCCAAGCAAACUGCUAGCAUUGCUUUGCGCUUGUUUCGAGGUCUUCGCAGUUCCCUGGAGUCCAGGGGUGCACAAGUUGCCAUCAGCAAAACUUCCUUUGUUGCCACGUCGUCUGAGGCUUGCAAGGCCUUGAAGGCAAUAUGCCAACCGGAUGAUCCGGCCAUUAAAAAUUUCGCCCGCGACCUAGGGGUCACUUCCGGGGGCACUAGAAGACGGCUGUUAGGUUUAGCGGCAACCAGACAGGCCAAGGCACAAGCCCGUAAUAAAAAACUUUGUAGUCUCAGGGUGCCCUUUGUGUCUCAUAAGAUUAGGGUGGUCAAAGCGUCAAUCAUGUCAGCGGGCCUCUGGGGCCACCAGGCCCUUGGGGUGAGCCCCAAGCGGCGCAAGUACUACCGCGCCAUUUGCAGCAAAUAUGCUGGUCGACAAAAACUAGGAUCGGUUGAUCUGACUUUUGCCUUGAAUCCUGCCAAGUGCGAAGACCCGACUUUCACCAUCAUGCGGCAGCAUAUUAGGGCUGUUUUCCGUGUCUUUAAAAAGUGGCAUCGUGAGGAUGGGCAAAAAUUCGCCAGCACUUGGAAAAGCAUAUGGAAUCACUUGUCCAAAGCAAAAGACCCUUGGAAGAGAGUCACCGGACCAAUUGCUGCCACCCAAGCGUAUUUGAUUGAGUUGGGAGUGGAAUGCUCACAGGUGCAUCUGUGGCGGCAUGCCAAAGGUAACCUUCAACUCGACUGGACCAAUUCUGAUGUCAUCCGCAGCGGCUGGGAGUGGGUGCAUAAAUUACUGCUACACCAGCAAGGGCUUCGCAUUGCCCAGCAAGAGGGUUGUGGUUCGCUCGAUCAGGGCACUGACUUCACUGUCCACCGCAAGUUGUUGAAGCGCAAACAUGUUCAGAGAGCUACCCUUAGCAAUUUGCAUGCGGUAUGGCAAGGAGCGAUGGUUUCCUCAGCCAAGCCAGGUUGGUGCACGCUGUGCCAGUGUCCGCUUUCUUUGCAACAUAAUCUUUGGGAAUGUCCGUUCAUUUGCAAGCAGUUUGAUGCCGAGGAGUUUUCCGAAUUGAAAUCCCAGUACCCUUGGCCUUCAUUGUGGUUGAGAGGCCUGCCUCCCCUUAGUGAAGUGCGGCAUCCCAAACCUGCGAGUGAGCAAUGCGGCUUGCAAGUCACGGGACUAUGGUCGACCCAGAGUACUUUGGAAGGCAGUCGAUAUGUUUUUGCUUGUGAUGCUUCUGGAGGACCAGGCGGCUCGGAUCAAAGGCUCCUCGUAACGACUUGGUCCAUAGGAGCCUAUGCCUUGGUUGAUGGGCAACCAAAGAGGGUUGCGAGUGCCACGUGCUUGGAGGCGGAGCCCCUGACAGUGCCUCAGGCCGAACAGCGAGCUCUUUUUGAGUUGAUGCAUCGUGUCACUGGCGACUUUGAUGCCACAACUGAUUGCAAAAGUGUCAAGCAAAUCUUGUGCAAGGCCAACCCACCGCAGGAAGGUGUUGUGCCAUGGGGCACGAUAUGGCACGAGCGCAGUCGCAUCCGCUUGCAUUGGGUUUCUUCACAUAAAAGUGCAGCUUACUUUGAAAAGCAGGGCUGGGAGCAGUGGAGGCGCCUCAUCAACGAGGACGUCGACAAACUCUGCGGGGAAAGGGCUUCUCAGCAUUUCUCGAUCGCGCAUGCGAAGUGGCUGAAGAAAUGUGAUUCCGUGGUGGAACAAGUCUGCUACUCCUUAGCGCGACGUGCUGGAUUCAUCAUUCGGCAGAGAAAGAGCCCGGAUUUCCCGUGGAUUUUGAAUAGGGGUGCUACUGAUACUGCCCCUAAGCCCCUGGUUGUCCCUAACGCCGCCUUUGUUAAGCCCAGUCCUGCCAAACCCAAAAAUGCAAAAAAUCCGAAGUCCAAGAAGGGGGUUUCUGGUGAUAAACCUGGUCCUGGCCCAAAAACUGGUAAGCCCUUGAACAAAAAACAACGCAUGUUAGAAAAGUUGGCAAUGCCUGAAGAUCCUCUGGGUCACCAGUGGGUCAAAGGCGCUGAAGGACCUACCAACUUGACAAUGAAAUGCACCAAAUGUGGACUGUACGUUCAGCAAAUAGCUGACCCGGCAAGCUUCGACCGUCUCAUGACACACCACUGCAUUGGUGGUGGUGAGAUUUUGAGCGAGUGGGGCAUUCAUGCAACACACAGUAUGGUCAACAUGGGUGUGCAGUGGUCUUGUUCCAAAUGUGGGAGGCUGCAGCGCCCACAGUCGGCCGUUGGAGCGAAGCAGUUGCAGAAACCUUGUGAUGGGAGAGCGGCUGUAAGCCAAAUCGGUAAAGUGGCUCAAGGAGUGGGCAGCUCAACUUUGGAUCAGUCGGGCCCUGCGGGCUGGUGUGCUGCUUUUGCGCCCUACGAGGCUGCAUUAGCGCUACA